Messenger RNA from Ambispora leptoticha, 2547 nucleotides. Lineage: Eukaryota; Fungi; Glomeromycota; Glomeromycetes; Archaeosporales; Ambisporaceae. The record is from the annotation of a GenBank genome assembly.
AUGAAACGACAAGCAGGCAUAGAGAAAAAUUCGAAUUCUGAUGAUUGGAAAAACUCGCCAGAAUCCAGUGAAAAAAGUAAUGUCACGAUAUUUCAACCACCACCGCUAUCGGUAUUACCGCCAGCAUACGGAACAAAUGAUAACGAUAUUAGUCACUUUUCCACUGAAAAUUAUCCUGAAGCCACAGAAGAUAUCGAGAUAAUACCACAAUCGUUAUGGUAUCGAACAGAAUUCGAGACAUCCCCACCACAUCCUCUCGGCAACCAUAACCCAAUAAAUCACUACUAUAAUAAUAAAAGUGAAGCGGCGAAAAAUUCACCGCCGUUUUAUCCGGUGUAUCCCGCCUUGGAGAAUAGUCCAAUUGAGGCGGUACGAGCUACCGUGUCGAUAAAUGAUGAUCGGACAUUAGAAUGCUUGACAUUUCGCUUUUGGGUGUUGAGCUUUUUGUUUACUGUGUUCGGGGCAGCGUUUACACAAUAUUACUAUUUUACAGAUACGCCCUAUCAGUACUCGGUGUUUGUUGUGCAAUUGGCGAGUUAUCCGUUGGGCAAAUUGAUGGCUAGAUUUUUGUCGAGAAGAAAAAUUCGACUUGGAAGUUGGUUUGAGUUCUCUAUGAAUCCUGGACCUUUCAAUAUGAAAGAACAUGCAUUAAUAGGGGUUGCUGCUGCUUCAGCAACUCUUCCCCCGUAUGCGAUAAGCUUGCUGGCAGUGCAACGAUUAUAUUUUGCUCAACAAUUCAGUCAUAUUGGAAGCUUACUUCUUCUAAUAUCAUCACAGUGUCUAGGGUAUGGUCUAGCCGGAAUAGCAUACCCAAUCCUUGUCGAAAUGCCCGCAAUGGUAUGGCCACCCAAUUUAGUAACUGUCGCAUUCUACAACUCGCUCCACGAGCAUAAACACAAUUUCAUACGGACGCUUUCAAGAAUGCAAUUCUUUUGGAUAGUUUUUGGUGCGAUUUUUCUUUGGGAACUAGUGCCGCAGUUCUUUGCGCCGAUACUUGUGAGCUUUACGGUUCUUUGUUAUUUCGGGCACAAAAAUCCAGAUUUAGUGAGGUUAGGAAGUGGUGAAAAAGGAUUAGGAAUGUUGACACUUACCUUUGAUUGGACAGAAGUGACGUGGACUACGCCAUUGUCUUCGCCUUGGUGGGCACAGUCGAAUCUCUAUUUGGGUACAGCUAUUUUCCUUUGGAUAAUAAUGCCAAUAGUCUAUUACUCAAAUUUCUGGUCAGCAAAAGCAUUUUCUAUCACAUCAACAAAAAUACAAGACAAUCAGGGCCAUCCAUAUAACACCAGUCGUAUUAUAAAUAUUAAUGGGUCAACAAUCAACAACGACGGAUACGAUGGAUACUCUCCGAUCCGAUUAAGUCCGUAUUUGGCACUUGCGUAUGGCUGUGGAUUUAUCGCAAUCACUUCAACGAUAACACAUGUUUGUCUUUGGCAUGGAAAAGACAUUCUCGAAAAGUUGAAAAGCACGAUAUUAGAAAUUCUUACUCGUGAUGAUAGAAUCGCGUUUGAUCCUACGACAUUGAGUGAUUAUGAUUCGGCUCCGUUCCCUACUUUCGAACAAGACCCGAGAAAGUUGGAAAGAGAUGCCUGUAUACAUGUUAAUAUGAUGCGUGCAUAUCCUAAAGUCCCUAUUAAAUGGUACACCGGGUUAUUUUUUGUGUCGCUAAUUAUGGCAUGUGCGUUUACUGUGUUAGAGCCGGUUGAGCUACCCAUGUGGGGAGUUUUUGCAUCUUUAGGAAUGGCAAUAAUUGGUAUUAUUCCAGUUGGUGUAAUUCAAGCAAUGACAAAUCAACAAAUAGGACUAAACAUUAUAUCGGAAGUAAUUGCAGGCUAUAUCUUUCCAGGACAACAGCUUGCCAACCUCACAUUUAAGGUAUACUCAUACUGGGGAAUGGCUCAAUGUCUAACAUUGCUUCAACAAUUUAAAUUUGGUCAAUACAUGAAAAUACCUCCAAGAAAAAUGUUCAUCGUGCAAAUAUACGGAACGUUACUCGCUCUAACAGUAAAUUACCUCGUAAUGAACUGGAUGAUGAACAGCCAUUUAGAAGAUAUCCUUCAAGACAAAAACGGAUUCUCAUCAAUGAUCCCAAAAAUCGUGCAAACCGCCUCGAUAAUCUGGGGUGCCGCCGGCCCACAACAUAUUUUCAGCCCCGAUAGCCUGUAUUUCCCGCUAGUUUGGUGCUGGUUUAUCGGAUUCCUAUUACCGAUUCCGUUCUGGUUUAUAUAUAAACGCUGGCCAAAUUCGAGAUUCCCAUGGAGAUUCGUGAAUAUUCCGUUAUUAUCUUACGGUGCGAAUAUAACGCUGCAGUUCAGGAAGGAUUACUUGUUGAUUGCUUUUGUAAUUGGGUUCUGCACUCAGUUUGUAUUGUAUCGAUAUCGUCAUGAUUGGUGGAGAAAAUAUAAUUAUGUUGGAAACGCGGCGUUGGAAAGCGGAGCGCAGAUUUGUGCGUUGGUUGUAUUUAUAUUUACUAAUGGAUUUUUUACGAAUGUACAAUUUCCCGAAUGGUAUGGUAACAAUCCACUCAACCAUGAACAAUGCGGUUAG